AUGCAAGUCUUGCGGCAUAAAGCGCUAGACGGCGCAAAACGCUCAGACUUCAAGAUGCAUCUCACUCAGCGUAUCGCAUGCCCCGUCGCACUGCUCAGCUUGGGUACAUGCACACUAGCACGCACGCACGGAGAGACAGUGGAUGCGGUUCGCUACAACGCCACACUGGCAGGCCCAAUUGACUCGCCUCACGGCUAUUUUCGUUUCUAUCCAAAGACGACUCAAAGCGGAGCAACGCCGGUAGCUCAUAUCGAAAUCAAGUUGACCAACUUUGUUAAUAGCACGGCGGGCAACUUUUCUUACCACAUUCACCAGAAUCGGGUGCCAGAUAUCAUUACAAAUCCAGCCAUCGACUGUAUGCAAGCUGGCGGUCACCUGAACUCCAAAGGCGUUGCCGACACAGUCAUCUGUGACCAUGAGCACCCCGACCUCUGCCAAGAUGGCGACUUGUCCGGUAAAUACGGCAAAGUUCCAGCUCUCCAAGUCGCCUCGCCAGCCAAGACGUGGAGAAUCAAAUUUGACGACCCAUUCUUGGCAUUCACCACUGAAGGCAAUGGCAUUGUGGGCCGCUCUGUGGUUGUGCACGACAAGGACAAGAAGCGUCUGGCCUGUGCCAAUAUCGUCGAGUUUCACAGUAGUAAACAUUGA
Molecule: messenger RNA, 648 nt
Organism: Protomyces lactucae-debilis
Lineage: Eukaryota; Fungi; Ascomycota; Taphrinomycetes; Taphrinales; Protomycetaceae
Exons: 1
Coding region: 1-648 (215 amino acids)
Biological process (GO): superoxide metabolic process
Molecular function (GO): metal ion binding
Source: RefSeq, a predicted model, not a curated record